AUGCCCCAGUCCGUCGACCACCAGGCUAUCUUUAUUGACUCUGCCCUUGAGUCCCAGGCUCUCAAGUUUGGCCAGUUCACGCUUAAGUCCGGCCGCGUGUCGCCAUACUUCUUUAACCUUGGUCUCUUCAAUACCGGUCUUAAUCUUUCGCGUCUUGCAUCUGCUUACGCAUCCACUAUCAUUGAGUCUGGUAUCGAGUUUGAUGUCCUGUUUGGCCCGGCCUACAAGGGCAUUCCUUUGGCUGCUCUCACCGCUGCCAAGCUUGCUGAGAUGGACCCCGCCAAGUGGGACAAGGUUGAGUAUGCCUUCAACCGCAAGGAGAAGAAGGACCACGGUGAGGGUGGCAACAUUGUGGGUGCACCGCUGGCCGGCAAGAAGGCCUUUAUCAUUGACGAUGUCAUGACUGCCGGAACUGCCAUCAACGAGUCUUUUGCUAUUCUCAAGGAAAAUGGUGCUGAAGUUGCUGGUGUCAUUAUUGCUCUUGACCGUCAGGAGCGCACAGUCGACUCUGAAAACUCUGCUGUUCAGGUUGUUUCUGCUCGCUACAACAUUCCUGUUCUUAGCAUCACCAACCUCACCAAGAUUAUUGAGUACUUGGGCGAUAGACUCACUGCUGAGGAGCUUGAGAAGAUUAACGCCUACAAGGCUCAGUAUGCUCCCAAGAAUUAG
Molecule: messenger RNA, 669 nt
Organism: Magnusiomyces paraingens
Lineage: Eukaryota; Fungi; Ascomycota; Dipodascomycetes; Dipodascales; Dipodascaceae
Exons: 1
Coding region: 1-669 (222 amino acids)
Biological process (GO): pyrimidine ribonucleoside biosynthetic process; pyrimidine nucleotide biosynthetic process; 'de novo' pyrimidine nucleobase biosynthetic process
Cellular component (GO): cytoplasm
Molecular function (GO): orotate phosphoribosyltransferase activity
Source: RefSeq, a predicted model, not a curated record